Messenger RNA from Labrus bergylta (ballan wrasse), 2624 nucleotides. RefSeq names its product protocadherin gamma-C5. NCBI's taxonomy places the organism in Eukaryota, Metazoa, Chordata, Actinopteri, Labriformes, Labridae. Gene Ontology annotation, molecular function: calcium ion binding. Gene Ontology annotation, biological process: homophilic cell-cell adhesion. Gene Ontology annotation, cellular component: plasma membrane. The record is from RefSeq and is a predicted model, not a curated record.
CCCUUACAAUAUUCUGCACAGGAGGAGGGGAUGCAUAUGCAGACUUAAAGCAUGACUGUCACUGUUAUGUAUAUGGAUACAUCAGUAUUGGAUCAUAGACCUUGCAUACUUAACCAGUUAAGAAAUUGGGAUUGGAGUAAAAAGACAUGGGAUUUAUGGAACGAGGAAUAAUGUGGAACAAAUUGGCUGCAUGGCAGGUGUUCUUGUGGUGGCAUCUUUUCUUUCUCUUGUGGAGUACAAUAGACGGACAGACGCGUUACAGCAUCCCGGAGGAGCUGAAACAAGGAUCUGUGGUUGGAAAUCUAGCCAAAGAUUUGGGUUUGGUUGUAUCUGAACUAUAUCGACGCAAAUUGCGGAUUACCUCAGAGGCUGGUAAGCAGUAUUUUAGUGUGGACUUGGGGAAGGGAGAACUGGUGGUGAUUGAUAGAAUAGACAGGGAGCAAUUGUGUGAACAAAGACCCUCAUGUUUGUUGCCUUUAGAACUAGUUAUAGAUAGCCCUUUGCAGCUGCAUAGAGUCGAAAUAGAAAUACAAGAUACAAACGAUAAUUCUCCCAGUUUUCCUACGAAAGAGAAGGUGGUGAAAAUUGCGGAACUAGUUAAUCUAGGGGCACGAUUUCCUUUAGAAAGUGCACAGGACCCAGAUGUCGGUACUAAUUCUGUGCGUUCUUACCUCAUUAGCAAAAAUGACAAUUUCAAAUUGACUGUUAAAAACCACAAAGAUGGUCGAAAAAUCCCCGAGCUGGUCCUUGAAAAACCACUUGAUCGAGAAAAGCUGCCUGUGCAUAAUCUUAUCCUCACCGCUGUAGAUGGUGGAGAGCCAGCGCGCUCAGGGACAUCUGAAAUUACAGUUAUAGUACUGGACAAUAAUGACAAUGCUCCACAGUUUGAAAGACAGUUGUAUGAAGCCAAUGUCAGCGAAAAGGCAACACCUGGGACCGAAAUAUUGCAUGUGAAAGCCACAGAUGCAGACGAAGGACUAAAUGGAGAAAUUGAGUAUUUCUUUGCAGAGCAAACCACGAACCUGAUUUUAUCAUUAUUUGACAUUUUACCAUCUGGAGCUAUUGUUGUCAAAGGAUCCAUAGACCAUGAAACGAAAUCUUUACAUAGAUUUGACAUAACUGCUAAGGACAAGGGUAAUCCUGAGAUGGAUGGGCACUGUGGCGUCGAAAUUAAAGUAGUUGACAUUAAUGACAAUAUUCCUGAAAUUAUUGUGACAUCUCUAACAACACCUGUUCCAGAAGACUCUGCAGUCGGGACUGUUAUUGCGUUGAUAAGUGCAAAAGACUCUGAUUCAGGCGACAAUGGCAAAGUUAAGUUGAGCUUGUCUUCAAAAUCCCCCUUUCAGUUAAAUCCAUCAGUCUCCAACCAUUAUUCGUUAGUGACGAAAGGGCCUCUUGACCGUGAAAAACACGACCAUUAUAGUGUCAAAAUAAUUGCUACUGAUUCUGGUAACCCCCCAUUAUCAAGUGAAAGGAUAAUACUUGUUGAAUUGUUGGAUGUAAAUGACAACCCACCAGUUUUCUCCCAACCUUCUUAUGUUGUUUAUGUAAAAGAAAACUAUUCUCCGGGAAGGAUUUUGUGCUCGGUGUCAGCAACAGAUUCUGAUUCUGGUGACAACUCGAAGAUAUCCUACUCUAUACUGGACUCUAAAGUGCAGGACGUUUCUGUGUCCUCUUAUGUUUACAUUAACUCAGAUAACGGCAGCAUCUACAGCAUGCACUCGUUUGACUAUGAGAAACUGAAGGUGUUUCAGAUUCAGGUUCAGGCAAAGGACCAGGGCUCUCCUUCUCUCAGCAGCAACACCACUGUCCAUGUUUUUAUCCUGGACCAGAACGACAAUGCCCCCGCUGUUAUUUACCCCUCCUCCGCUGCCAUGGGCUCCCUCUCUCAUCAGAGGAUGCCCCGCUCGGCUAAAGCGGGUCACCUGGUUACUAAGGUGACAGCCGUGGACGCAGACUCGGGCCACAACGCGUGGAUCUCCUACAAAGUGUCGGAGGCCACAGACGCCUCUCUGUUCACUGUCAAUCUGUACACAGGGGAGGUGAGGACUAAACGCGCUGUGUCCGAGCAGGACGACUCCUCUCAGAGGCUGCUUAUAGAGAUCAAGGACGACGGGGAACCGGUCCAGUCAGCCACCGUCACGGUGUCCAUCCUGCUGGAGGACGGUCUCCAUGAGCCCAUCUUAGACCUCCGACAGAAAGCGUUCGAGCCCAGCAAGAAAACUGGCAGAAUCACCCUUUAUUUGAUCCUCUCUCUGGCCUCGAUUUCCGUGCUGUCUCUGGUGACUUUUCUCAUCUUAGCGGUGAAAUGCAUCAGAAACAGCAGAAGCAGCGCGAGUUGCUGCACGAGACAGAGUGACUGUGACGAUUACAAGAACCCCAACAGAAACCUGCAGCUUCAGCUCAACACUGAUGGACCUAUAAAGUACGUGGAGGUCCUGGGAGGAGACAUGUUGUCUCAGAGUCAGUCCUUCAGGUCCUGUAUGUCUCCUAUGUCAGAGUACAGUGAUUUCACUCUGAUUAAACCCAGCAGCACCACUGACUUUAAGGAGGUCAUCAGUGUCCUGGAUGCGUCUUUACCCGACAGCACCUGGACCUUUGAGAGCCAGCAGGUGAGCACAUAA